UACACUGGUGACAGGCAUGAGCCACUAGUUACUGCUGCCGUCUUAAAGCCACACCUGCUUGCGAGUUUAAAACGAGAGAGAGAGAGAGAGAGAGAGAUCAUGGACAAGUGAAUUCAAAUCCCUGCAGUCACCAGCUGAGCACCAUUCGCUGCGAGUGGGCUGCUGUCAUACGUUAGCUGCUCUUCUAUAUUCCUGCCCUUUCCAUGAUACUGUGAUUUUUCCUGCUAUGGAUUUUCUGUGCUACUUCAGGAACACCUGGGAUAAAAUUGAAUCGAGAGCUGAACUGAUUCAUAUUUGCUUUUGAAAGGCAUCUCGGACUUGUCAACAUACAGGUGGAUCGCUUCGGGUUUUUUUUUUUUUUUUUUUUUUGAAGAGUAAGUCCAUAAUAAGGUCAUUCAGACUGUAUUGGGAAUAAGGAUUUAUUUGAAGCACGCUGGAUGCUACAGUGCGUGGCAAGAUACAUUGGACUGGUUCUGGGUCCAGGGGAAAAUGCCUGCUAUCCUGGUGGUCACUAACAUGAAGUCUGGACUGCCAAAGCCGAUCCACAGCGCCCUCCCCAUCCCUCAGGUGCCCACCCGGGCUGUGGCCCCCCGGCCCUGCUUCACCAGUCCCCCGCAGAGCAGCGCUCACCUCCACCUCGGGAGUGGCUGGGCGCCGGGAAAAAACUACCAUCCUGCUGAUAGUGAAGAGGACACACAGAUCUACACGGACUGGGCGAAUCACUACUUGGCCAAAUCGGGACACAAGCGUCUGAUUAAAGACCUGCAGCAGGAUGUGAGCGAUGGCGUGCUGCUGGCUGAGAUCAUCCAGGUUAUCGCAAAUGAGAAGAUUGAGGAUAUUAAUGGAUGCCCUAAGAGUCGUUCUCAGAUGAUUGAGAACAUUGAUGCCUGUCUGAGCUUCCUAGCAGCCAAAGGUGUGAACAUACAAGGACUAUCAGCCGAAGAGAUCCGGAAUGGAAAUCUGAAAGCCAUCUUGGGUCUUUUCUUUAGCCUGUCUCGAUACAAGCAGCAGCAGCAGGCGAUCAGACAGACGCACACGCAACACACACAUUCACACGCUCCCUUAAGCCAGCAGAGCAGCGCUCCGGCCCAGCUGAUCUCCACCUCGCAUGGGACACACACAUCAGCCUCACACACACACAGAACACAGGCAGAGAUGCAGUCCAGGGAUGGCUCUCAGAGUAAACUCAAGUUUUCCAUUGGUCAGAAAAAGUCUUCUAGAUUACCUGGCCCCACCUCGAGGAUGUCCACUGCGGGCAGUGAGAGUUCUCCUCGAGGGUCCAUCAGUUCAGCAGGGAAUCGCCGCAGCCAGGUGUUCAGCGAUAAAGCCAAACCUGCAGCAGCUCAGGCCAAAGAAUCAUCAGAGAGUAUCGCAUCACAAGGCGUGACUGAGCAUGCUCUGUCAUCCCUGGUGUCCGCCUGCACCUCUGUUAGCACCAGCACUGUGGCAUCUUCAUCGUCUUCAUCAGCCAUCCCCCAGCCCAACUCGAGUAGCAAACCCUGGAGAAGCAAAUCUCAGAGCACUAAGCACACUGCUACCUCCACCGCUCCCUCCACGGUGCUUUCCAUCAAGCCAGAUCUCCAAGCCAAGCAGUCCGUGCCUGCAGAUCCUCCACCGAAAGCUGUGCCUCAGAAGUCCAUGCUGGAGAAACUCAAACUUUUCAAUAGCAAAGGAGGCUCCAAGUCAUCCACGCAAACAGAGGGCGCUGUUACGCCGACAGGAGGAAAAGAUGCCGGUUUGGUUUUGGAAAGAGUCGAGGCUGGUUCCAAUACAGAACCCUUUGAGGAAAUGGAUGGUAAUGUCAGACCCACGAACGGAUCAAGUUCUGUUAACCUGACGACCAGCAGCCCAAAGAUUGCGCUGAAGGGCAUUGCACAGCGGACCUUUAGCCGGGCGCUCACGGCGAAAAAAGCCUCAACUAAAGCUGUAGAGAAAGAAAAGGAAAAAGCUAAGGAGAAAGACAAAAACGGGAAGGAGGGGUCCAAGCGUGUCCCUGCCUCGGAAAAGGUAGAGACCAAAGAAGAAGUUAAAGAGGAAGUUGUUCCGUCAAGCGGAGUUGCUCCCUCCGAGGCAGAGCCCAGGAAAGCCUCUAAGAUCGCCAGCUUUAUACCCAAAGGCGGCAAGAUGGGCGUUACCAAGAAAGAUAGCUCCGCCCCUGUGCAGAGCGGAAUUCCAAAACCAGGAAGUAAAAGCACAGGAAAUGGAGCGGUAAAAAGCUCAGCGCUGCCUCUCGGUGGUAAGGACAAUGAGAGGCCUCGCAGUAUGCGUCUGGGAGGGGGUCUGGGACUUCAUAGGGACAGUCGGCAUUCCUCGUCUUCUUCCAGCCUGGCUUCCACCGAGGGCAAAGGACACCAAACGCACAGUGGUGCCCUGGUGGCCAACGGAACACAAUCCACGGCCAGCAACACAGUCAGUGUGCAGCUGCCUCAACCCCAGCAGCAAUACAACCACCCCAACACAGCCACCGUAGCACCCUUCAUGUACAGGUCUCAGAAUGAGGCAGAAGGAAACAUUGACACAAACCCAAGCUCUGGAUGCCGCAGUAGUGACUCCAGCAGCUUCAGUAAAAUCAACCAGUCUUCAACUGAGGACCUGUCAGGUGAAGAUCCAGAGACUAGACGCCUGAGGACUGUCAAAAACAUUGCUGACCUGCGGCAAAAUUUAGAAGAGACCAUGUCAAGUUUGCGGGGGACGCAAAUCACACACAGUACACUGGAGACCACUUUUGAUGGUGGCGUAACCACUGAAAUGAGCGGUCGCAGCAUCCUCAGCAUGGCAUCACGAUCUGCGCCGCUGUCCUGGACCAGUCGCAUGGGCCAAUCCAGUCCUCGUCUACAAGCAGGAGACGCUCCCUCGGUUGGUAACGGGUAUCAGUCCCGGAGCGGAGGGGUGGCGUCCGGCCAGGGCCGGUAUCUGUACCAGGCUCCUCUACGGAAGCAGCUGGCAGCGCGCGGCAGCGCCCUCUGUGGUCUGGAGCUGGGAGACAGGGUGGAGGAUCUAGAGCUGGCAGGUGUGGGCCUGGAAAUGAGUGGCUAUAUGAGUGAUGGAGAUGUGCUGGCUAAGAACGCCCGCACUGAUGAGCUGACCAGUGGGUACAUGACGGAUGGGGGAUUGAGUCUGUAUACGCGGCGAUUGAAUCGGUUGCCGGAUGGAAUGGCGAUGGUACGGGAAAGUCUGCCGCGUAAUGCCUCCACUGGCCAGGGAGAUGCCGACAGUUGGGAUGACAGCAGUUCAGUCAGCAGUGGGAUCAGUGACGCCAUUGAUACUGAUGACAUCAACACCAGCUCCUCCAUAAGCUCUUAUGCCAACACCCCCGCCGCAUCCCGUAAGGCCCUGAACGGACAGCCUCAGACAGAUGCAGAGAAGCAUUCAGCAGUCGAACGCAACACUGCUUGGUCCAGUGAUGAGGUCAAGAAGUCAGAUGGGGGUCUGGAUUGUGGCAUCAAAAUGGAUGCGGGUCUGAAGUGGCGGAGGAACCCUUCAGAUGUAUCGGAGGAGUCCGAUAAGAGCAGCUCUGGACGGAAAACCGCACCCAUCUCUCAGACCGGCUCUUGGAGGAGGGGCAUGAGCGCGCAGGUGGGCGUGACCGCACCGCGGACGAAAAGUACAACCGUAACCACGGGAACUGGCGUGAUUAAGACACAAGGUAAAACAGAUGACGCUAAGGUCUCUGAAAAAGGCCGUAUGUCUCCCAGUUCCAACAUCGCCCAGCAUUCUUCCUCUGAAGCCGGUCGAAGCAGCGGAGACGAAGCCAAGAAAACCCCGGCAGGUCGAGUCCCCACAAGCACAUUCGGUUUCAAGAAGUCUAAUGGCGUCCACGGCCCAGCCACUGCCGUGACAACCUCCAGCAUCACUCUGGUGACAGCGAGCGGUGCCACUAUAACCAGCGGCUCUGCCACCCUGGGCAAGAUACCCAAGUCCUCUGCCCUUCUGGUUGGAGGGAGAGGGUCGUUAAAAGGGGCUGUGGAUGGUUUAUUGCCCCCUCAGGAGGAUGGCUACCUGUCCCCCAGUGCUCGUUCGACACUGCAGUACCGUAGUCUACCUCGACCCUCCCGCUCCGGAGCCGCGGCCCGCAAUGGAAACCGAUCAUCCACAAGCAGCAUCGAGGCAAGCCUGAGUGCCCGAACGCCCGUCCUUACUGCUGUCACGGCCAAUAAGACGAGAGAUUCUGCCCCUAAAACCAAUGGGCAUGUAAUCCAAGCCAAUCAGACGGACAAAGAGAAGGGCGUGACCUCAGAGAUGGACAGCCUAAGAUCUAGUCCGAUUGUUUCGGGAGGAGGGGCGGCAACUAUUCCACAGACAGCGAGACAGGGAAACAAGUACAGCGAGGUCUCAUCCCCAACAUUGCGAAGACUUUUUGGAGGUAAGGCUGCCAAGCAAGCCCCAGUCACCACUGCAGAGAGCAUGAAAAACUCUGUCGUCAUCUCCAACCCCCACGCUACCCUUGGGCACACCCAGUCCUCCGGUGGGCCCUUGGACUCCCCCUCCACAAUACCAGGUAGCGGCGGCAGCAGUCCCCUGUACGGGGGUCGCGGCGCCAGCAUAGGGGGCAGCGAACAAGCUUCGAGCCCUGGUUCGGUGUACUCAACGGGGACAGGGACCUGGGGAACCACCAUAAGCAGCUCUUCGGCUCUCGGGUACCCCUCCGUGAGCAGCAUGCACACCAGCAGCGAGUCCAUUGACAUGUCUGUAGGCAGUGGGCAUCACCGUGAUGAUGUUCACCCUGCACUGAUGAGAACCGGUAGUGCCAAGACGGGCAUGUCAGAGAGUCCCCUCUCCUCUCCCUCUGCGAGUCCUAAAUUCAGCCGUAACACAUUGCCAAGGAAGCAAGACAGCGAUUCCUGCAGUGAUAGAAGCACGCUUCCCAAGAGGGGACUCAAGUACAGGUACGCCCCUUCACCACAGCUGCGUCAGGAAGAGGCGCGUGAUUGGCUGCGCUCACAUUCGGCUGGUGGAUUGCAGGACUCAGCCAGUAACUCUCCCUUCUCCACCGGUUCCAGUUUGACGUCACCCUCUGGAACACGAUUUAACUUUGCACAACUUGGAAGCCCCACAACAGGUGCUCAGAUUAACCUGGCCAGUCUGCGCAACAACAGCCUGACCAACCAGGACAACCAGCUGGACAGCCAUGGUGAUUCCCGUCUGCGCAACUCCUGCAUGUCGCUGGACGAGAAGACACGCACCAUGAGCAGGUCGGGAUCCUUCAGGGACGGGUUUGAGGAAGUUCAUGGAUCGUCCCUCUCACUGGUGUCCAGCACCUCAUCUGUCUAUUCAACGACGGAGGAGAAAUCACAGUCAGAGAUCCGCAAGCUGCGUCGAGAACUGGACGCCUCCCAGGAAAAGGUGUCCGCCCUGACAACACAACUCAGUGCCAAUGCCCACCUGGUGGCAGCGUUUGAGCAGAGUUUGGGUAACAUGACCAUCCGACUGAAGAGCCUCACCAUGACCGCAGAACAGAAAGACUCUGAGCUGAACGAGUUGAGGAAAACCAUUGAGCUGCUAAAGAAGCAAAACGCAGUAGCUCAAGCAGCCAUCAAUGGCGUCAUCAACACUCCAGAGCUCACCUGCAAGAGUGAACGCACAGGUAAUAACGGUUCAUCCCCCGGAGCGCAGCCGGACCUGCGCAUGCGCAGACAGCACUCAUCUGACAGCGUCUCCAGCAUCACCAGCGCCACCAGCCACUCCAGCCUGGGCUCCAACAUGGACAACCCCGACUCCAACAGUAAGAAGAAGAAGAAGAACUGGCUGCGGAGCUCCUUCAAACAGGCCUUCAGUAAGAAAAAAUCACCCAAGUCGGCCUCAUCCCACUCAGACAUUGAGGAGAUGGCGGAUUCCUCUCUCCCUUCCUCUCCCAAACUCCCUCACAACGGCACCAGCACCUCGGCACUGCUGCUCCGCAACACACACUCCAGCUCAAUACUGUCAGACUGUCUGGAUGGGGAGGCGGAGACUGUGAUGCAGCUGCGUAAUGAGCUGCGAGAGAAGGAGAUGAAGUUGACAGACAUUCGACUGGAAGCACUAAGUUCCGCCCACCAGCUGGACCAGCUGCGGGAGGCUAUGAACCGCAUGCAGGUGGAGAUCGAGAAGUUAAAGACGGAAAAUGAUCGUCUUAAGUUGGAAACUCAAGCCAGUGGGAGUAGGGCGUCCUCUCAAGUAUCUGUCUAUAACCCAACCCCGACACCUGGCCUGUCUCAACACAGCCUCAACCUCACAGAGUCCACCAGCUUCGACAUGUUGCUGGAUGACUCUGGUGGAGACGGAAGCUCUCGUAAAGAGAGCAGACAUGUGAAGAUAGUUGUCAGUCUUCAAGACGACGUCACGUGGAAAGAGGACAGCAGGACUCGAGACUUCCUGAUUGGCUGCAUUGGUGUCAGUGGAAAAACCAAGUGGGAUGUUCUUGAUGGGGUUGUGCGGCGCUUGUUUAAGGAGUACAUCAGGCAUGUUGAUCCGGUCAGUCAUCUGGGUCUGGGUUCAGACAGCGUUGAGGGCUAUCGUAUUGGAGAUGUGAUCCGGUCCAGCGGGGCAGACACACCUGAACUCCUGCCUUGUGGAUACCUCGUGGGAGAGAAUGACACAAUCAACAUCUCACUGAAAGGCGUGAACUCUCAGUCCCAGGAUUCUCUGGUCUUUGAAACGUUGAUUCCCAAACCCAUGCUGCAGCGCUACGUGUCUUUGCUCCAAGAACAUCGCAGGAUCAUCCUUUCAGGCCCCAGCGGCACUGGAAAAUCCUACCUGGCUCACAGACUGGCGGAGCAUCUGGCGCUGCGAGAGGGCAAACUGCCCAAUGAGAGCAACAUCGUCACCUUCAAUGUUGACCAUAAAUCCAGCAAGGAGUUGCGUCAGUACUUGGCAAAUAUAGUGGAGCAGUGCAGCGCUGAGGGACAGGAGACUGAAGCCCCUCUUGUGCUCAUUCUGGACAACCUUCAUCAUGUCAGUUCACUCGGAGAAAUGUUCAACGGCCUGCUUAACUGCAAAUACCAGCGCUGCCCGUAUAUAAUUGGCACUAUGAGUCAGGCGACAUCUUCUGCUCCAAACCUGCAGCUUCAUCAUAACUUCAGAUGGGUGCUGUGUGCUAAUCACAUGGAGCCGGUAAAAGGUUUCCUGGGCCGGUUUCUGAGGAGGAAGCUGAUCGAGACAGAGAUCGGCAGCCGAUCACGGACACCGGAGCUGGUGAAGAUCAUUGACUGGAUCCCUCAAGUCUGGCACCACCUCAACCGCUUCCUGGAGGCUCACAGCUCCUCUGAUGUGACCAUUGGUCCACGUUUGUUCCUGUCCUGUCCGAUGGAUGUGGACGGUUCUCGUGUUUGGUUCACUGACCUGUGGAACUACUCCAUCAUCCCCUACAUGCUGGAGGCUGUGAGAGAAGGUUUACAGCUGUAUGGUCGCAGAGCAGCAUGGGAGGAUCCUGCACUGUGGGUUCUGGAAACGUUUCCAUGGGCAGCUUCUCAUCAGCAUCCUGAUUGGCCAGCUUUGUUGCAGCUCCGCCCAGAGGAUGUGGGCUUUGAUGGAUACUCCGCCUCCAGAGAGGGCCUUAACAAACAGAGCACUCAGAGUGACAGUGAUGCCGACCCACUGAUGAACAUGCUCCUGCGUCUGAAAGAGGCGGCCAGCUGCUCCAGCCCGCAGAGUUACGACAGCGACUCCAAUAGCAACAGUCAUCAUGACGAUAUCCUGGACUCUUCGCUGGAGUCCACACUAUGAUCCAGCCUGAUCCAUUAUGCCAUUUAAUUCCUUAACUGUUAUGCCAGCUGAGGCAGCGAAAUCAAGUCUACAUGAAAUCACAACGGGUGCUGGUAACCCAAAUAAAGAAUGACACUUCAUAUAUAAAAAAAGAUAUAUAUAAAAAAUAUAUAUGCGGCAAAACUCAACGGCACUUCAAGCUGCCUCGUGUAAAAUUUGACAUCAACAAAAUCAGAAGAAAGUGCUUUGUCCCAAUUUUUACCUCAAAAGUAAAAGUGCGGUCACAUUAGCGAAAUUCUCUGGACAAAAUUGUCUUGUCAAAAGUGUAGUGACGUAUGAAGCACAGCUCACACAGAAGUCGCUUUUAAACAAGCAGCUUUCUGUUGGUCAAAGCGUUGAAUCCAUGUGACCAACUUGAACCCUUCGCAAAAUCUUUCGCCCUCACACGAAAUUCUAGAUUGCGUGGAUUCCUAUUGAAAUGAGUGGAUUUCACCUGCAUAAAUUUGCCGAACAUCUAUAAAUGUGGCCGCACCUUAACAGUUGGAGAAACUUUCACGCACAAUGCAAUGCUCGUUUGUCUUACUACCCUCUUCUGGUGAAAUGGAGGAGUUACAUCUUUAGACCACCACCUUGGCGUCAGCGUCUCGUCCUUUCACCGUCCACCUUCAUCGCUUGAAAGAACAUCGACUUUCCCACUAUUGAUGGAUUUGCUCAUGACUUUACAAAACCAGCUUGAUCGGAUGCUGACCAUCGUUCCAUGUUUAACGUGAUGAAAUAGCAUGGUGCUACACUUUUAUGAGUUCAGACUUAUUUAUUGUGACGAUUGGGAAAAAAAAAUACCUCGUUUACCAUCUGGGACGUGUUUUAUUUGCCCUUCUGCAUAUUGUCUUGUUUUGAAACCACCUGCUGACCGCAUGAUCCAGUGUUGUACUGUAGCACAAAGCCUAUCUAUCUAUUUUUUACCCUCGAUCGCUCUCUGUUUUGGUGCUGAAUGGAAUCUGGUGCCUUACUCCAUUUUGUAAAGAAUACGGCACUAUGUUUUAUACUUCAGAAAAAUGCUGAGUUUAUUACGUUUCGUAAUUGAGCUACAGGGCUCUGCGCUACUCUUUGAGUUUGCCUCAUAGUCAUCAUAUCAUAUCAGAGGUACAACAAUAUGUGGUUUGGAAAAGAGGAAGUGGACAAAGGGAGCCUCCAUCUGUUUUCAAAUUUGCCUACUUUUUUUUUUUUUUUUGUUCUGCUAAAAGGGACGUUUUACAGUUUCAAACAUAAGAAAAAUGAUGCAUUGUUGCAUUUAUAUAUGUGAAAUACAUAUGAUCACUACUGGCAAAGUUCAUCUUGAGUGGUUAAGCUGUAAGGCUUUGCUUGGUGCUUAAAGACCUUCUCAAAUACAUCUUGGCAAAAGCACAGUGUGCUGCAGGAGAAAUCGUUCAUAAUUUGGUGUAUGAGUAUUACCUCAUUGACCAUUUUGGCCUUUAUCAUGUACAUAUCUUACAUUCAAUGUGAAAGAGUAACACGUCUACAUAGACAUUGGAUUAAUAAUAUACUGUAUUUGCUGCUUUAUAAUGCGAGGAUGCUUCUGGAGGGUUUGUACAUAAAAUUUUAUCUUUGAUUCUCUAUAAAGGAACAUUAAUUUGUAUGGAUAGUGAGUUUCCUUGCAUGGGAAAGCAUUAUAUAUGGGGCUAUUCAGUGUUUUCACCUUCUUUACGUUGUCUAAUGCUGUUUGUAUGGCACUACAGGGUUUUAGUUCCAACAUUGCUUCCAUUUCACUCCAGUGUAUGAUUCCUGUAAGUCAUCGAUCCUAUGCAACAUCAUCGUGGAUUUAAAACGGAAGCCAAAUAUCGAAGCUCUGUAAUGCUGUCAGCACUGCCAAUACAUUGUGUGUACACUGUGUAUAUAAUUUUGUGAAUAAUUUUGUGAAUAAUUUUAGGAUAUGUGCCUAAUAUUCUUUGAUGGAUUAUGAUGAUGAUGAAGUCAUUUUAAGCACAAAUGUUGUAUGUGAUUGUUGUAACUGAAAUGGGAGGGCUAUAAUCGAAUGGAACUCGUGUCACUGAAUGUGUACUUUGCUGAAACCUUGUUUCUUGCUGUAAUAUAUCAGUGUAAAUAUUUGACAACCCUGCAGGCUGCAUUUUGCUGAAUAAUCUUUUUCUAGCCAUUUAUAACAGUGCUUGGAAAUAUGGAAUAUUUUGUGUACAGUGUCUUUUUCAUCUUAACAGUCGUCUAGUUUCCCAUGGAUGAUCUGUGAAACACAGAUGACCCACAAAGAUUUACUGAUCACGUUACCUGUUUUAAAUUAUUUGUAAUUCAAUAAACCUAAUAAUUAUUUAUUAA
This is a messenger RNA of Ctenopharyngodon idella (grass carp), 10008 nucleotides long. RefSeq names its product neuron navigator 2a (gene nav2a). Gene Ontology annotation, molecular function: ATP hydrolysis activity; protein binding. The transcript has 39 exons. The record is from RefSeq and is a predicted model, not a curated record. Bases 490 to 7701 code for a protein of 2403 amino acids. Gene Ontology annotation, biological process: nervous system development; neurogenesis. NCBI's taxonomy places the organism in Eukaryota, Metazoa, Chordata, Actinopteri, Cypriniformes, Xenocyprididae.